AUGGAGAGUGGGAAGAAGAUGAAUGGGGUGGUGAUAUUGACCAAGAGGAAUAUCUUGCCCAUGGGCCUCAACGACACCACUGGUUCUGUCGUUGAACCCGCCGCCGCCGCCGCCGACAUCUUAGGCCCGGAAGUUUCUCUUCAACUCGUUAGCGCUGUUCAUGAAUUUGUUGCAGGGAGUGGAUCGAAAGGGAACGUAGGAGAACCAGCUUACUUAGAGAAGUUGGAUGCAUCUAAUAUUCCUACCUUAUCACCACGCGACUCGGCUUUCAAGGUUACCUUCGCCAAGGACGAGGCUAUCGGAGUUCCGGGAGCCUUGAUCAUCAAGAACAGUGGCACCACUGAGUUCUAUGUCAAGAUCAUCACUCUCGUUGAUGUUCCCGGUGAAGGUCACCUCCACUUUGUCUGCAACUCUUGGGUCUACCCUUUUACCAAAUACGAUUAUGAUCGCGUUUUCUUCACAAACAAGUCAUAUCUUCCAAGUGAAACACCGGAGCCACUACGUGAGUACAGAGGACAAGAGCUUCUGAACUUGAGAGGAGAUGGAGCAGGAGAGCGCCAGGAGUGGGACAGAGUCUAUGACUAUGCUUACUACAAUGAUUUGGGUAAUCCUGAUAAGAGUUCAGAAUUGGCUCGUCAAACCCUUGGAGGGUCUGGCAAUUUCCCUUACCCUCGUAGAGGAAGAACUGGCAGACCACCCACCCAGACAGAUCCCAGCUGUGAAAGCAGGCUGAAUCUUGCAAGGAGUUUAAGCAUUUAUGUUCCACGUGAUGAAAGAUUUAACCAUGUGAAGAUGACUGACUUUCUUGCUUAUGGACUGUUGUCAUUAGCUCAAGGCAUUGUACCUGCACUGAAGUCUUAUUUUGAUGAAACACCGGGUGAAUUUGAUAGCUUCCAGGAUGUGCUUGAAUUGUACAGAGGAGGACUUAAGCUACCGGAAGCACUACUUGAUACCAUCAAGAAAGAUGUCCCUUCUGAAAUGCUUCAGGAAAUUUUUCGUAUUGAUGGUGGACAAUUCAUCAAAUUCCCUCUGCCUCAUGUGAUCAAAGAGGAUACGUCUGCGUGGAGGACUGAUGAGGAAUUUGCAAGAGAAAUGGUGGCUGGAGUUAACCCUCUUGUCAUUCGCCGCCUCGAAGAGUUUCCACCGGCAAGCAAGUUAGACCCUAAAGUGUAUGGUAAUCAAACUAGUAAAAUUACUGAAGAACACAUACAGAAGAACUUGGACGGGCUUGCUGUACAUGAGGCACUCAAAAACAAGAGGUUAUUUAUAUUAGAUCUCCAUGAUUCAUUCAUGCCAUACCUGAGAAGGAUAAAUACAACACCAACAAAGACUUAUGCCACAAGGACACUCUUGUUUCUAAAAGAUGAUGGUACUUUGAGGCCCUUGGCUAUCGAAUUAAGCUUACCACAUCCAAAGGGUGACCUGUAUGGUUCAGUUAGCAAAGUAUAUACCCCAGCUGAAGAGGGCGUUGAAAGUACCAUUUGGCAACUUGCAAAAGCUUAUGUAGCUGUAAAUGACUCUGGCUAUCAUCAGCUCAUUAGUCACUGGUUGCAUACACAUGCCGUGAUUGAGCCAUUUGUGAUAGUUACAAACAGGCAACUAAGCGUGGUCCACCCAAUUUACAAACUCUUGCAACCUCACUUCCGGGACACUAUGAAUAUAAAUGCACUUGCUAGGCAGACUCUCAUUAAUGCCGAUGGUAUUCUGGAAUUGACAGUUUUCCCAAGAAAGUAUGCCAUGGAGAUGUCAGCAGUAAUCUAUAAGGAUUGGGUUUUUCCUGAGCAAACCCUCCCAGCAGAUCUUCUUAAGAGAGGAGUGGCAGUCAAGGAUCCAAAUUCUCCACAUGGUCUUCGCUUGCUGAUACAGGACUACCCAUAUGCUGUUGAUGGGCUUGAGAUCUGGUCUGCAAUCAAAUCAUGGGUUGCAGAGUACUGCUCUUACUACUACAAGACUGAUGAUGUCAUCCAGAAUGACUCGGAACUUCAAGCAUGGUGGACAGAACUUGUAGAGGUGGGUCAUGGAGACAAGAAAAAUCAGCCCUGGUGGCCUAAAAUGCAAACCCGUGAAGAGCUAGUAGAAUCAUGCACCACAGUGAUAUGGAUUGCUUCUGCUCUCCAUGCAGCAGUCAACUUUGGGCAGUACCCUUAUGCAGGGUACUCUCCAAACCGCCCUACAACAAGUCGUCGGUUCAUGCCUGUUAUGGGUACUCCAGAAUAUGAGCAACUUCGAACUGACCCAGAAAAGGGUUUCUUGGAGACAAUUACCGCAGAGCUGCAGACCCUCAUCGGGAUUUCCCUCAUUGAGAUUCUGUCGAGGCAUACUUCAGAUGAGGUCUACCUCGGGCAGACAGACACUCCCGAGUGGACAGCUGAAGCUGAUGCCUUGCAAGCUUUUGAGAGGUUUGGAAAGAAACUUGCUGUAAUUGGAGACAGAAUUAUGAGCCGGAACACUGAUCCAAAUUUGAAGAACCGAGUUGGGCCUGUCAAGUUUCCAUACACUCUGUUGUAUCCUACUAGUGAGAAAGGAAUCACUGCCAUGGGAAUUCCUAACAGCGUCUCAAUCUAAAUGUUUUCUCCAGGCGUUCUUGUGAACUAGUCUUAAUAUCUGUCUUUUAUUUUCCUUAUUAGAAAUUGUGUUUUACUUUUAGAAUGUCUCGAUCAAGGUUAGAUUUUAUGAAUAAGAGCACAUGUCACCACAAACGCCCAAAGUUUUGGUAUUACAUUUGCUGAAUAAUUUGUAUCGAGCAUAAUGCUUCAUGAUGUAAGAACUUCCCCAACUAAAUUAUAUAUCUUGACGGCAUUUGUUAUGACAAAAAUGCCUUGAACUUUGGACACAAAACUUUGGUAUUUCUACUAAAUGGCAUCGAAUUUGAUCUUCUUGUGAUGAGAACUAAUAAAAAAGAUUAUGGGAUAGCAUGCUGUGAUUGAUCCAUUUGAGAUAGCAUCAUGCAAGUGCCAAUUCAUAAA
Humulus lupulus (European hop) is the source of this 2966-nucleotide messenger RNA. Its product is annotated as probable linoleate 9S-lipoxygenase 5. The transcript has 9 exons. The record is from RefSeq and is a predicted model, not a curated record. Gene Ontology annotation, molecular function: protein binding; metal ion binding; oxidoreductase activity, acting on single donors with incorporation of molecular oxygen, incorporation of two atoms of oxygen. Lineage: Eukaryota; Viridiplantae; Streptophyta; Magnoliopsida; Rosales; Cannabaceae. Gene Ontology annotation, biological process: lipid oxidation. The coding region runs from base 1 to 2565 and encodes 854 amino acids.